Molecule: messenger RNA, 463 nt
Organism: Ilyonectria robusta
Lineage: Eukaryota; Fungi; Ascomycota; Sordariomycetes; Hypocreales; Nectriaceae
Exons: 4
Coding region: 31-306 (91 amino acids)
Biological process (GO): ribosomal small subunit assembly; translation
Cellular component (GO): ribosome; cytosolic small ribosomal subunit
Molecular function (GO): structural constituent of ribosome; RNA binding
Source: RefSeq, a predicted model, not a curated record
GAAAAAUCAUAGACGACGGUGCCAGUGAUCAUGCAGGCGACACGGGUUUUAUUCAAGCGCUCCGUGUGGAAGGGCCCACACCUUGUCCCCCUCCCCAUCGUCUGGCCCAAGAAUCCCGGCGACAAGGUCCCUCCCGUUCGAACCCAAGCCCGAUCCGCGACGAUCCUCCCCAACUUUGUGGGACUCAACUUCGAGGUGCAUAAUGGCCGCGACUACCACCAUGUGACCAUCACCGAAGACAUGGUUGGGCAUAAGCUUGGAGAGUUUUCACCAACCCGAAAGCCGAACAUCUGGGACAAGAGGUAGAGAUUGGGUAUACCAUGUAUAAAGACUGUAUCAAUAAGCAACGUUGGACUUUUACAAGACGAGGCACCACGACUACGAACAAUGUGAGCGAUGCGAUCGAUACAAACUGUGCAAGGCGAAGAAAUUGAUUCAAGGCAUCUAUUGGCCGAGACUAUAA